Messenger RNA from Engraulis encrasicolus (European anchovy), 1006 nucleotides. It is a transcript of the gene dynlt2b, whose product is annotated as dynein light chain Tctex-type 2B. The record is from RefSeq and is a predicted model, not a curated record. The coding region runs from base 165 to 539 and encodes 124 amino acids. Gene Ontology annotation, molecular function: dynein intermediate chain binding. Gene Ontology annotation, cellular component: cytoplasmic dynein complex; cytoplasm. Gene Ontology annotation, biological process: microtubule-based movement. Lineage: Eukaryota; Metazoa; Chordata; Actinopteri; Clupeiformes; Engraulidae. The transcript has 5 exons.
AGAAGAAAAUGGGUUGCCAUGGUAUCAAGGAAACGUUGUCGCCCUGAGGAUUUGACGAAAGCUAGCUUACAUUUUUCGAAAUCGAGAGCAAAUGGUUUGUGGAAGGUCUGAUAUUUGCACAUGGUUACUGCCGUCAACCCCUCAGAUGUAAUAACUCAUCAGUAAUGGAAGGAGCCGAAACAGGAGUUAACAGUUAUCUCAUCAGGCCAAAUUACCAGCACAAGUUCAAAGCUGCAGUUGCGAAGGAGUGCAUUCGUGAAGUCCUGAGGAAUCAUCUUAUGGGUGUUCAGUACGACCCAGAAAAUGUCCCAACAUUAUCCAAACUGUUAGCAGACACGAUUAAAGACAAGCUUAAAGGAGUUGGCUUUGAACGUUACAAGUUGGUAGUGCAAGUGGCCCUUGGCGAACAGCGAGGAGAGGGGGUCAAAAUGGCUGCGCGUUGUUUCUGGGAUGCGGACACGGACAGCUAUGCCCAGGACAUAUUCAUGAAUGAGAGCCUGUUCUGUGUGGCUGCUGUCUUCGGAAGCUACUACUACUGAAGCACUGGAACAGGAUGGUACAUCAGGGGAGUCACCACCAGAGGGUCAGCCAGAGAGGAAGCCCUGUGAACGGGGCAGAUGAGGAGGAAGUUGAGGGUGGUGGAGGCUGGAGGCUCUAUUCCUCGUCACAGAGUCGGAGUAUGAGAAACUUGGAGGGAGGCAUGCACGUGAACAGAAGGGUCAGAUGGGACACCUGACACAGUGAAAAGAGAUGGUGAAACAGAGUUGGCCCUUGUCUUGCAUCGUUACUGGUAUGCUUGCAUUCUAGUGUAUGAAUACAUGUGUGUUUGAGAAAGAGAUGCUGGAAAAGUUACAUGUAAUUAACAUGAAUUGACACAAGUUGGAUGUAUUGCUAUUAUAAGGUAAUUUAAUAAUUUUAUCAUAUUCUUGGUAUAUUCUUAAACAUACAUGUAACGUUGUACAUGUAACGUUUGUAAUGUUGAAUAAAAAGCAGAAAAUGCCCUAUA